Molecule: messenger RNA, 1416 nt
Organism: Sorex araneus (European shrew)
Lineage: Eukaryota; Metazoa; Chordata; Mammalia; Eulipotyphla; Soricidae
Product: E3 ubiquitin-protein ligase TRIM38-like
Exons: 6
Coding region: 1-1416 (471 amino acids)
Molecular function (GO): zinc ion binding; protein binding
Source: RefSeq, a predicted model, not a curated record
AUGGCCUCGGUUAUCAAGAAACUCCGGGAGGAAGCCACCUGCUCCAGCUGCCUGCAGCUGAUGACUGACCCCGUGGUCAUUGACUGUGGGCACAGCUUCUGCCAUGAGUGCAUAAUGGGCAUCAUCGAGAACCAGCAAGGGGACCUACCGAUAGGGGGGAUCUAUGUCUGUGCCCUGUGUAUGCACACCUUUCAAAUAGAGAGUCUCCGACCCAACAAGAAGCUGCAAAGCAUCAUCGAAACCAUCAAGAACAUGAGCUGUGAAAAGUUGUGCGAGGAGCACGGAGAGAAGCUCCACCUCUACUGUGAAGAUGAUGACCAGCUCAUCUGCUUGUGCUGUGAACGAAAGCCGCAGCACAGAGGACACGUCUUGGUGCUUGCUGAAGAUGUCUGCCAAGACUACAAGGAAAAGCUACAGAAAGCAGUGACAAAAUUGAGGGAAGAUGAGUCUCAAUGUAACAAUCUGAAGUUGUUCCUAAGGAAACAGAGAACAGAAUGGGAGGAGAAGGUUACACUUCAGAGACAAAAAAUUCAGUCUGAAUUUGAGAAUCUCCGUAGCUUUCUGUGUAAGGAGGAGAAUCAGUUUCUAAGGAGGCUGGGGGAAGAAGAUGAGCAGAUUUCGAGGCAACUGCAAGAAGAUGAAGACAAUCUCGAAAAACAAAGCCAGGAACUGCAAAACCAAAUCCUGAAACUUGAGAGGAAAUGUCAGGACUCGGUCCAGAAUCUGAUGGAGGGUGUGAAACUCGCCUUGAGCAGGAGUUUUGAUGUGAAGCUAGAAUUGCCAGAGGCUAUCUCUUUGGACCUUCAUACUGUGUGUAAUGUUUCUGAGCUUUACUUUGACGUGAGGAAAAUAUUAAAGAGAUAUCAAGUCAGCGUGACUCUGGAUCCGGAAACAGCUCAUAGUGACCUAUUUGUGUCUGAGGAUGGGAGGAAGGUGAUCGGUGGCUGUCCCCAGAACAAGCCGCUCUCUGCCACUAGAUUUACUGCCAUCCCCUGUGUCCUGGGCUGUGAAGGCUUCACCUCAGGAGGACAUCACUUUGAAGUAGAUGUGGCAGAAGAAAGUAGUUUGUGCGAGUUUGGAGUUUGUCUGGCAAAUGUGCCGAGAGACAUUAAUAUUAGGCUGCAGCCCGAGAGCGGAUUCUGGGGCAUCAGAAAAUGCGCCGACAGAGGCUUACAGGCUCUUACCUGGCCACGAACCUCCCUUCCUCAGGAGUUUCUCUCGGUUGUGGGGGUUUUUGUGGACUAUGAGGCCGGACUUGUCUCCUUUUACAACAUGGACACUGGCUCCCACAUCUUCACCUUCCCCAAGGUUUCCUUCUCUCACACUCUCCUGCCCUUUUUCCUCGUCUACUCAUCUUCUUCUCUGGCCAUGUCUCCCCCAGAUACGUUGGCCAAGAAGCAAAGCCCCCUGCACUGA